AUGGCUAGAAAGAGAUUUAGAAUUUCUAAAGUUUGUGAUUUUUGUAAAAAGAGAAAGGUCAAAUGUGAUUUAGGUAACCCUUGUUCAACUUGUGCCAAGUAUGCUAAAGGUGAACCUUGUGUUUAUUCUGAAAAUAUUGUCCAUUUUGAUUCAGUAUCAUCAGCAUCAUCAUCAGCGUCAUCUAUAAGAAGUCGGAAAUAUCUGCAAGAGGAAGAAGCAAUAGCUGAAGAGCUUUCUAUUCGAAGUGAAAGUACAGACAGUACUAAUAGUAUGGGAACUAAUAAUGUAAACAGACUAGUGCCCAUUGACGAAUUGGAAAUUUCUUCAACCAAUACUAGUUAUCCCAAUUCUAUAGUCCAAGAUGAAUUGGAACAACUUAAACAGAAAUUAAAAACCUUGGAAGAAUCAUUAAUCCUUCACAGUGGUGAUAAUAGUCCCGAAAUACAAAUGAUGAAUAAUAUACAACAACCUUCAACUACAAUGCCCCCACUCCUAUCAUCGUUAUCUUCAAGUACCACAAUGACUUCGAAUAUUGAUGCGCCACCAAUUAUUAGUGAAUCUGUCUUUACACAGGUGACAACUGCAACCAACAAUUUCACCAGUGUACAAUCAGUAGAUGUUAAUAAACUAAUAGGAUAUAAUCCUGUUGAGUCAGUUAAUGAGACUAUCAACUUUUAUGAUGGUUAUUGUCCUACCCAUGAUAAAGAACCAAUUAGACGACGGAACUUUGGCCCAUUCUCCUGGAUAUCCUUGACUAAGAUGGACACUGCUUUGGGUAGUUUAUGGGGUCAAUUAGGUGCAAUAAAGGAACAAUAUAGAAUAAAGAUGAUGGUACCAACGUCAAAUGCUCCCCAAGUUGAAAAAGAUUUUUCAGAAAAAGUAAAUGCUGAGGAAGGUUAUAAUGAUAUCCGUCCAUAUCGUGACGCUGUUAAAGAUAAUAAUACUACUAAUGGGAAACUAAAACAAACUCAGCAGCAAGAAGGUAGACUAAAUGCCAAAGCUCUUAGUCUUGGACUCCUGUUUUAUGAAGGUGGUUUGGAUGCCGAAAUGGAAUUAGUGGAAAAGAUUCAACUUGUUUUACCAAAAAGAAGAGCAGUGUGGUUAUUAUACAAACGAUUUUAUACUCAUCUUUAUGCGGCUUUCCCAUUUCUUGAUGAAGUGAUAUUUAAGGAACAAAUCCAAAAAUUGAUUGGUUAUGAAAAUCAUCAAGAUAUACCGACCAUGGUUAAAGUUGAGAAAAGAUUAGAUUUUGCCUAUUUGGGAAUUUUAUUACUCAUACUUCGGUUCAGUUAUUUAUCGCUUUUCAGUAAUGAAGCAAAAGUAAAUGAAGCCAAUUUAAAAACAACUGAUCCUUCACCCAAAGCUCAACAAUUGAAAUAUUUAUUGAAUAAUCCCGUGAAUAUAGAUGUAGUUGAUGUAGCUCAAUCUUGUUUAGAUCAAUUUAGUUUGAUGAGGAGUAUUAAUAUGACAAUCAUGCAAUUGGCAUUAUAUACAAGAUUAUAUCAUCAAUACUCACCUGAAGAUGGUGAUGGAAUUAAUGGAGGUGAUGCACAAGUAUUUAAUGCAAUUUUGAUUCAGAUGGCUUAUACUUUGGGAUUACAUCGAGAACCUGAUAUGUUCCCCGAUGCAUGUAAUGACGAGAAGGUUAAUAAUUUAGGAAGGAAGAUUUGGUAUUAUUUAUUAAUCACAGAUAUAAAUGAUUCAUUGGCGAAUGGAACAUUAGUCAACAUCGAUAAAGAUUCUUUUGACACUCGACCACCGGCAUACAAACCCGGGAAUGAAAAUUGUAUUGAUGUGGAAUUGGAAAAAUUGACAUGUCAAUGUCUUGCGCAAUUUGAAAAUUCUUAUGAAGGAUUAUAUGAUUUAUUAACCAAAAUUUUGAAAUUAAAAGGACUGAUUAAAAUGACUGAAUUGGCAGAGAAAUUGAAUUAUUUGGAAGGAAAUUUUAUGGAAAGAUUUCAUGAUAUCAUUAAUCAUUUUGAUGUUGCUGAAGAUGUUACCCAAUUGAUGAUACCUAGAUCUUUAAGGAUGAAGAUUUAUUUUACUUGUAAUUUUUUCAUUGUUUCUAUUUAUUUACAUAUUUUCAAUCAUUAUGAACGGAAAGCAAAUACUGAAUUGGCAUAUUAUUAUCUUAAGAAGAUUUUUGUUGUUGUCAUAUUGGAAUCAAUGCCAUUCUUUUGUGAAUGUGUAAGUCAUAGUCAUAUGUUAUUAUUUAGAGAAUCAACUGAUUUGGUGGUAAUUCCAGGAUAUGAAACCGUGGCUCAUAAAUCAUUAUUAGUUAUUUCUGCAGUUUAUUUAAGAAUAAGAUCGACUAUUUCAAUAUUACAAUCAAGAUAUGAUCAUACUACAAGAAUGAAAUCAAGUCAUCCAACCGAUGAUAAAUAUAGAAUUAGGUAUCAGAAAUUGAAUAAGAUUGCUGAAUUAUUACUCAGAUGUCGUGAUGUAUUUAGAGAAGGAAUCGCAAAAUUAUCCCAUCGGUAUUAUUAUGCUUGGAGAAUUACGAAAGCCCAAAAUUUCUUAAGUAAUGUGAUUAAUAGAGAUGAUUUCAUUCAACAAUAUCGACCUGCAAAUGGGUCUGCCAUGUCAUUUAGUCUUGAUAUGUUGGAUGAAUUGGAAUUUAUAAUUGAAAGAUCGUUGGCAAAGGUUCAAGAAACUAAAAAGAAACCAAAGUUUAAGAAUGUUAAUCCAUAUCAAAGAACUCCUACGUCUACUACUACACCACCUACCAAUGCCACCAUCAACAACAAUAAUAAUUCCAACGGUAACGGAUUUCCAUAUUCUGCCACUCCGUUAUUUGGUACUUCUACAUCAAACUCGGAGGUAGAUAUGAAUGAAUAUAAACCCAAUGAACAAAUUGAUUCCAUUUGGUUAAGUAUGAUGAAUAUGAAGAAUGAAUUUGGUGAUCCAGGAUCUAAAUAUGGAUUAUCUAAUCCUGGAGCUGCUAAUAUGAGUAAUAAUAAUUUAGGAAAUGUUGGAUCAGGGAUAAUUGCAAAUGGUACAUUGGUUGAUCCUUUGUAUAAUAGUAUGAGUACUCCCGCUUUUCCUGGUAUUGAAACGAGUAAUAAUAAUGUAGGGUUUAGUCCUAUGCCCCAGAUUGAUGCUAUUAAUACUAAUGACUUAUUUGAGAACUUUCCAAUUGAUGAAUUAUUUAAAGACUUUUCAUGA
Messenger RNA from Hemisphaericaspora subhashii, 3165 nucleotides. RefSeq names its product Zcf29p (gene ZCF29). The record is from RefSeq and is a predicted model, not a curated record. The transcript has a single exon. The coding region runs from base 1 to 3165 and encodes 1054 amino acids. Gene Ontology annotation, molecular function: DNA-binding transcription factor activity, RNA polymerase II-specific; zinc ion binding. Gene Ontology annotation, biological process: positive regulation of transcription by RNA polymerase II. Gene Ontology annotation, cellular component: nucleus. Lineage: Eukaryota; Fungi; Ascomycota; Pichiomycetes; Serinales; Debaryomycetaceae.